This is a messenger RNA of Oryza sativa Japonica Group (Japanese rice), 1107 nucleotides long. NCBI's taxonomy places the organism in Eukaryota, Viridiplantae, Streptophyta, Magnoliopsida, Poales, Poaceae. The record is from RefSeq and is a predicted model, not a curated record.
AUGGAGAGGAAGUCCCCAGGGUCUAUUGUAGAGAUUGAUGUACAGAAGAUAGGGAAGAAAAUGUGCUUCAAGAGGAUGUUUGUUGUUCUGAAGCCUUGCAUAGAUGGCUUCCUCAAUGGCUGCAGGCCCUAUGUUGGUGUUGAUUCAACAAGAUUGACAGGUAAAUAUACUGGUCAACUAGCUGCUGCCACUAGUGUAGAUGGACAUAAUUGGUUGUUCUAUGUAUCCUAUUCAAUUUUUGACUCUGAAACUGAUGAAAAUUGGUUAUGGUUCAUGAGACACCUCAAUAAGGCCAUAGAUAAUCCAGAGGGCCUAGUUAUAUCAACAGAUGCUUGUAAGGGUUUGGAAAAAGCUGUUGAUGCUGCAUUUGAAAAAGUUGAGCACAGAGAAUGCAUGAGGCAUCUCUAUGCUAACUUCAUGAAGAAGUUUCAAGGUCCUGCCUUCACUGAUCACCUGUAUCCAACUGCAAGAAGUUAUACUGAGGAUGGAUUUAGGUGGUACAUGCAACAAAUAUACCAAGUGAGGUCUGAUGCAAUAGAGUAUCUUGAGAAGCAUCACUCAAGGAUUUGGUACAGAUGUGGCUUUUCUGAGUCUAGCAAGUGUGACUACCUCACAAACAAUGUUUCUGAAAGUUUCAAUAACCAGAUCAAGAAGCUUAAAGGUCUGUUGUUGCAUGAACUUGUGGAUGGGAUCAGGGAGAUGAUCAUGGAGAAGAUGGCCCUCAGGAGAGAAGUUGGUAAAAAGCUUGUGGAUGGCAUCCUGCCAAAUGUAAUGAAAGAAUUGAAUGAUGCAACUGUCUGUCUCAGGGUGGUAAAGGUUGUUAGAAGCGAUGAAGGUUUCGCAGAAGUGACACUUGUUGAGUCUGACAACAACACUAGAAGGAAGAGACAAGUGGCUGAAGCUGCAGGUCAGGCCGAAGCUGCACCAGUCAAGAAGAAAAACCCUCCUAAGAAGAAAGGAGUGCCUGGAGCUGCAGCUGAAGCAAGUUCAUCUGCACCUGUCAAGAAGAAAAAUACUCCUAAGAAGAAGAAAACUCCCCAGAAGAGGAAGAAUCUUGUUGCUUCUACUGCUCCACCCGCUAGAGUAGUUAGAAAAUUAUCAGACUAG